Sciurus carolinensis (gray squirrel) is the source of this 693-nucleotide messenger RNA. It is a transcript of the gene Tnnc2, whose product is annotated as troponin C2, fast skeletal type. Gene Ontology annotation, cellular component: myosin II complex. The record is from RefSeq and is a predicted model, not a curated record. The coding region runs from base 107 to 589 and encodes 160 amino acids. NCBI's taxonomy places the organism in Eukaryota, Metazoa, Chordata, Mammalia, Rodentia, Sciuridae. Gene Ontology annotation, molecular function: calcium ion binding. The transcript is spliced from 6 exons.
AGGGUGCCCCUACAAAUCCUGGGGGCUGGGGUGGGUCAGAGCAUCUUUGGGUGGUGGAGUGGAGAGGAGGCGACCCAUAGCAGAGGAGUCCCAGUGACCAGCAACCAUGACGGACCAGCAGGCUGAGGCCCGGUCCUACCUCAGCGAGGAGAUGAUCGCUGAGUUCAAGGCCGCCUUUGACAUGUUUGAUGCUGAUGGUGGUGGGGACAUCAGCGUCAAGGAGCUGGGCACCGUCAUGAGGAUGCUGGGGCAGACACCCACCAAAGAGGAGCUGGAUGCCAUCAUCGAGGAGGUGGACGAGGACGGCAGCGGUACCAUCGACUUCGAGGAGUUCUUGGUCAUGAUGGUGCGCCAGAUGAAGGAGGACGCGAAAGGCAAGAGCGAGGAGGAGCUGGCCGAGUGCUUCCGCAUCUUCGACAGGAACGCGGAUGGCUACAUCGAUGCCGAGGAGCUGGCGGAGAUUUUCAGGGCGUCCGGGGAGCACGUGACAGACGAGGAGAUCGAAUCCUUGAUGAAGGACGGGGACAAGAACAACGACGGCCGCAUCGACUUCGACGAGUUCCUGAAGAUGAUGGAGGGCGUGCAGUAAGGAGUGGGCCGUCGCCUGCACCGGUCCCCUGCCCCACCAGGGAGGCACGGCGCCUUCUGGCCCUGUCUGCAAGGAAUAAAAGCAAAUAUUGCAAAACUCGUGAA